This is a messenger RNA of Pistacia vera, 1617 nucleotides long. RefSeq lists its product as uncharacterized. The transcript has 5 exons. The coding region runs from base 1 to 1617 and encodes 538 amino acids. NCBI's taxonomy places the organism in Eukaryota, Viridiplantae, Streptophyta, Magnoliopsida, Sapindales, Anacardiaceae. The record is from RefSeq and is a predicted model, not a curated record.
AUGAAGUUGAGACUUUUGAUGCUUCAAAAAAGGAAAAUUCCUACAUAUGCUAAUUUGUCAGGGUGGAGUACUAAAGGAGCAAUGGCUUGUCCUUCAUGCAAUGAGGAGAUCCCAUCUACUCGACUUAAAUAUGGUUGUAAGUUUUCUUUCAUGGGGGCUCGUCGAUUUUUACCUAUGAAUCAUAAAUGGCGAGAAAACAAGUCUUCCUUUGAUGGAAAAUUGGAGAAAAGGUCUGCUCCCAAGAAGAUGUCGGGAGAUGAUAUGUUGAACCAAUUGCAAAUGCUUCAACCUAUUACAUUUGGUAAGGCUAAAAAGAAGCAGAUGAAUGAUAAAAAUCAAAACAGUAUCAUAGGUACAUUGUUAGAUAUUGAGGGGAAAACCAAAGACAACUUGAAUGCUCGUCGUGAUUUGAAGGAAAUGGGUAUAAGGAAGGAUUUGCAUCCAACUCAAAAGGAUGGGAAGUGGUUUUAUUCAGCAACAUGUUACACUUUAUCUUUAGAGGAAAAGACUAAAAUAUGCAAGUUUUUAAAAAGUGUAAAGGUUCCUGAUGGAUAUUCAUCUAACAUCUCACGAUGUGUAAGUGUUAAGGAGUGCAAGAUAAAUCGUCUCAAGAACCAUGAUUCCCAUAUUCUUUUAGAACAACUUCUUCCUAUGGCAAUGCGUGGAAUUGUACCUAAUAAUGUGUAUGAUGCUAUAACUGAGUUGAGCAUUUUUUUUAGAGAGUUAUGUUCAAAAGUGUUGAAAAAAGAAGCAUUGGAGCGCCUUGAAUCUCAAAUUGUAAUAACCUUGUGCAAAUUAGAAAGAAUCUUUCCACCAACAUUUUUUGAUGUUAUGGUGCAUUUAACUGUUCACCUUGCAACUGAAGCAAAAAUUGUAGGACCUGUACAAUAUCGAUGGAUGUAUCCUAUUGAGAGGUUCUUAGGAAAAUUGAAGCGUUAUGUUUGUAAUAAAAGUCGACCAAAAGGUUCUAUUGCAGAAGGUGAACAUGAGCAAGGCAUGUAUCAAGAGGAUUUUCAUGAAUGGUUUCAUCAUCAAGUUGUACAAUUGUAUAAAGAAGAGAGUACAUGUGUAAAUGAAGUUCUAUUAUCUUUGUCUUGUGGUACUUUUUAUGGUAUACAAAGGUUUUCAGGCUAUAUCAUAAAUGGUUUUAGGUUUCAUACUAAGCAACUUGAAGGAAAAAGGGUAAAGCAAAAUAGUGGUGUUUUGGUAAAAGGAAUGGUAGAGGAUAAAAAUAUAGAUUAUUAUGGAGUUCUUAAUGAAAUAAUUGAACUUCAAUAUUUGAAUGAAAAACGGAUUGUGUUAUUUAAAUGUGAUUGGUGGGAUGUUCAUGUGAUUGGAAGAGGUGUGAAGAAUGAUAAGUAUGGUUUUGUUAGUGUUAAUACAACUCGAAAAUUAUAUACGGAUGAACCAUUUGUGCUUGCAUCUCAAGCACAACAAAUAUGCUAUGUUAAUGAUGGUUCCAAUCCUAAUUGGCUUGUUGUUUUAAAAGGUCAUUCGGAUAGCUUUUAUGACCUACCGUGUGGUGAAAAAUCAUCUAUUGAUGAAGAAGCUUUCCAACAAGACAUCUCUAAAAUACUCCUCAAAUUGCAAAUAUGUUUGAAGAUGAUGGUGACUUAA